AUGGCCACACCAGAAAUCAGGCAUCGCCAGUUCACUCGAGUCUCUAACCCAGACACAGAUACCUUGAUAACGAUCCAGCAGCAGCAGCAGAUGCUGAAAGACAGAUUUGGACAAUUCCUGCAGCAGGACUCACAUUGGACGCUCAAUACACUUGAUGGGGUACUUUCCUACUACUUCAAGUUGUGUAAUACCCCUGCCAAAUGCAAUCUGAGCAUGUUCAUGAUUGCAGAUGGCAAUUGCUGGUUCAAUCCCCACUGCCGUAUAUUCGGAGUAGUGGACUUCAAGACCCAAACAAAUGAUGUAAUCUUCAUAGUGGGGUCAGACGAGGUGCACAGUCCGGAUCGCUUCCUGCAAAUUGCCUCGUGGAAUGGAAAGGCCUUUUAUUACUACGCUGUUGAAGAUAUUAACGGUAAUCCAAAGAACAGAAAAUGGACGUAUCAAGCAAACUCGUUCAAUGCGUUCACAGAUGAAUCAGAUUACGACAUGUCGUAUCUUGGUCCCUUCCAUGGUCAUGUUAAUGGAGCAUGCAUUAUGAAAGAGAUUCAUAGGCCUUGGUACCACUGGAAGUCACGCGGGACCGACAUAACGCAAUGCCUGAGUGAUGAGCAGCUGAAGCUUUUCACAGAACUCGACUAUCUCACCCCCGCGCAAUGGAAUCCCCUAGGUGGACUAGGGAGUGCCGAGCAGCUCGAGCAAGACAUUAUAACGGGUUUGAUCUACAGCUGGUUUCAGCAGCGCUGUGAGAAUGACUUCAAAAAGACUGAUGGACAGUAUAAGCCGGAGCCAGCCAAUGUUCAUCGCUGGAUGGCUCAUUUGCUCCUCACGACCACCAUUAAUAUCGCGACCGUUCUAAAGUGGUUGCCUUUGCCACCACAGAAGAUAACAAAGUCUAACCAGCAGGGAGCUUGCCUUUACGAGCCCCCCCUUGAUCUAUUUAUGAACUCUGAGCUCUUGCUCCAGGACACAUUCUCAGAUUUCAACCGUCCCCUAGCCGACUUCUCGCCCGAGUUAAGGUAUGACGACUAUCAAAGCGCCAUUAAGAACUGGCGCCUGAGUCUGUUGCAGGAAUGGCCUUCCGAAGCUCCAGCACCAAGCAGCGUGCCAUUGGUGAAACUUCACGAGGGUACUCUGGGGCGCGGCAAGCAGACAAAUUCGUACGACGUCCGAAAUUUCCUGCUAGUCCAGGAUAACGAGGCCAAAGAUAUCUACUUUACCACCUGGCAGACCUCUGUCGAAGAUGCAACGGGUGUUAUGAAUCUACCCAACACUCUACUGGCGUCAUGGUGUGUUCAUGUAGUAUCUCCCUCGCACCAAAAACUGGUCAACGGGAAAUACGACAUGGAAGCAGCCUUUGUGGCGAACAUUCGCGCCUCCUGCCACUCACCUGAGACCGAUUCACCCGAAUUCCAAUUCCUUGCUGUAUACGACGAACGCUCGUCACCGUCACCGGACACGGUCAAGUCCCGAUUCAAAUCCUAUUCAAACAAGGUUGAGUACCAUAUCAAUACACCCCGGGGGCUGGCCGAUUACAUGAAGUUGGCCGAGUCCCGCCGUCGCAUCUACCGUCCGCUGCCGCUUGAGGAAUUUCGCCUAACCCGACCGUACGCGCUGGGGCUUUCGCCGACAUGGCCACUUGUGGAGAUGACCGAACAUGCGACGGUAACGCCGAUCCCUCCGGGAGGGCUCAAUUUCUUGAAUUGUUGGACGGGCACUUUGCAUGGGUUCGAUCCGAAGUUACUGCCCCAGGAUGGCUGCUAUGCUCAAGCGAGAGGUGGGCGGUGUCCUCGGAAGUAG
Molecule: messenger RNA, 1794 nt
Organism: Aspergillus pseudonomiae
Lineage: Eukaryota; Fungi; Ascomycota; Eurotiomycetes; Eurotiales; Aspergillaceae
Exons: 7
Coding region: 1-1794 (597 amino acids)
Source: RefSeq, a predicted model, not a curated record